This is a messenger RNA of Cucurbitaria berberidis CBS 394.84, 1036 nucleotides long. RefSeq names its product fructose-bisphosphate aldolase-like protein class-II. Lineage: Eukaryota; Fungi; Ascomycota; Dothideomycetes; Pleosporales; Cucurbitariaceae. Gene Ontology annotation, biological process: carbohydrate metabolic process. The record is from RefSeq and is a predicted model, not a curated record. Bases 73 to 954 code for a protein of 293 amino acids. Gene Ontology annotation, molecular function: aldehyde-lyase activity; zinc ion binding. The transcript has a single exon.
UAGCCUUUUGUCUUUCUACCUGCGCAUCGUCCCAAGCUCAAUUGAUUCCACCCAGACGACUCCAAACACAAAAUGGCACCCGAUCUCUCGCAGAACAAGGCAGUCAAGCUUGUCAAGCACGCCGCAGCAAACAACUAUGCCAUCUGCGCCACAUGCUGCUACAACGUCGAAGGCAUACUCGCUUCCGUCCGAGCAGCAGAAGCGAAACGCGCUCCUCUGAUCAUCCAACUCUUCCCCUGGGCGAUACAAUACGCCGAUGGCGUUUUACUCCAUGCCGCACGUGAAGCCGCCGAUAACGCAUCCGUGCCCGUAGCCCUACACAUGGACCACGCGCAAACGCCCGAGAUUGUCAAAAGAGCAGCGAAUUUCGAGCGAGGAUUCGACGGCAUCAUGGUCGAUAUGAGCCAUUACGACGAUAAUCUGGAAAAGACUGCUGAACUUGUCAAGUACUGCAAUGAGCGCGGUAUUGUCACCGAGGCAGAACCAGGUCGUAUAGAUGGUGGAGAGGACGGUGUGGGCGAUCUGAGCGAAUUGGGCUUGGAAGCUAUCCUCACUACGCCAGAGCAAGCGGAGGAAUUCGUCGCAACGGGCAUCAACUGGCUUGCCCCUGCUUUCGGAAAUGUACACGGGAACUAUGGGCCCAAGGGGCCACAGCUGGACUACGAGCGUUUGAAGCGCGUACACAGCAAGGUGGGAGAUCGAGUGAGUCUCGUACUGCACGGCGCGGGUGGAGAAUGGUUCAAGGAAAAGCUGUUGAAGGAAUGCAUUGAGUGUGGUGUUGCCAAGGUCAACAUCAAUGAUGCGUUUAAUAACGACUACAUCAAAGUCCUGAAAGAGGAGGCUGGAAAGACGCCGCUUACGGGCUUGAUCGAGAAGGCUACGGAUGCGAUGCAAAGGAGCAUUGAGCAGUAUAUAGAAUGGAUGGGAGGCGCGGGCAUGGCGGAUAAGAUAUAGACAUGUAGUCAAAAUGCUUCAAAACCAUAUUAUCGUCAACACAUCGUGAAGCCGGAAAAAUAAUACUUGGACUGUAUAGUCU